This is a messenger RNA of Phaethon lepturus (White-tailed tropicbird), 2054 nucleotides long. It is a transcript of the gene VCP, whose product is annotated as valosin containing protein. Gene Ontology annotation, biological process: retrograde protein transport, ER to cytosol; mitotic spindle disassembly; autophagosome maturation. NCBI's taxonomy places the organism in Eukaryota, Metazoa, Chordata, Aves, Phaethontiformes, Phaethontidae. Gene Ontology annotation, cellular component: nucleus; cytosol; VCP-NPL4-UFD1 AAA ATPase complex. Gene Ontology annotation, molecular function: polyubiquitin modification-dependent protein binding; ATP hydrolysis activity; ATP binding. The annotation marks the transcript as partial. The record is from RefSeq and is a predicted model, not a curated record. The transcript has 13 exons.
UUCUAAAGCGGAUGACUUAUCGACUGCUAUUCUGAAGCAGAAGAACAGGCCCAAUCGGUUAAUCGUUGAUGAAGCCAUCAAUGAAGACAACAGUGUUGUGUCACUGUCCCAGGCAAAAAUGGAUGAAUUGCAGCUGUUCAGGGGAGACACUGUUCUGCUAAAAGGAAAGAAGCGGAGAGAAGCUGUCUGCAUUGUUCUGUCAGAUGACACCUGCUCAGAUGAGAAGAUUCGCAUGAAUAGGGUUGUUCGCAACAACCUGAGAGUGCGCCUGGGUGACGUGAUCAGCAUCCAGCCUUGCCCAGAUGUGAAAUAUGGCAAACGUAUCCAUGUGCUGCCAAUUGAUGACACGGUAGAAGGGAUCACAGGGAAUCUGUUUGAGGUCUAUCUCAAGCCGUACUUCCUGGAAGCAUACAGACCCAUCAGGAAAGGUGACAUCUUCUUGGUGCGUGGAGGGAUGCGUGCAGUGGAGUUCAAAGUGGUGGAGACAGAUCCAAGUCCGUACUGCAUAGUGGCUCCGGACACAGUGAUCCAUUGUGAAGGAGAGCCCAUCAAACGAGAGGAUGAAGAGGAGUCACUGAAUGAAGUGGGCUAUGAUGACAUUGGUGGCUGCCGGAAGCAGCUGGCUCAAAUCAAAGAGAUGGUGGAACUUCCCCUCCGACACCCUGCGCUCUUCAAGGCCAUAGGGGUGAAGCCUCCACGUGGGAUCUUGCUGUAUGGUCCUCCCGGCACUGGUAAAACACUGAUUGCCCGAGCAGUGGCCAACGAAACGGGGGCUUUCUUCUUCCUGAUCAAUGGUCCUGAGAUAAUGAGCAAGCUGGCUGGUGAGUCUGAGAGUAACCUAAGGAAAGCCUUUGAAGAAGCAGAGAAGAAUGCUCCUGCCAUCAUCUUCAUUGAUGAACUGGAUGCUAUUGCUCCCAAGAGAGAGAAGACACACGGAGAGGUGGAACGUCGCAUAGUGUCUCAGCUGUUGACUCUUAUGGAUGGACUGAAACAGAGAGCACAUGUGAUUGUUAUGGCAGCUACCAACAGACCGAACAGCAUCGACCCAGCACUCAGGCGAUUUGGUCGUUUUGACAGAGAGGUAGAUAUCGGUAUCCCAGAUGCCACUGGGCGCUUGGAGAUCCUGCAGAUCCACACAAAAAAUAUGAAACUGGCUGAUGAUGUGGAUCUGGAACAGGUGGCAAACGAGACCCAUGGCCAUGUUGGUGCUGACUUGGCUGCUCUUUGCUCAGAAGCUGCUCUUCAGGCUAUCAGAAAGAAGAUGGAUCUCAUAGACCUAGAAGAUGAAACUAUUGAUGCUGAAGUAAUGAACUCGCUGGCUGUGACCAUGGAUGACUUCAGGUGGGCUCUGAGCCAGAGCAACCCUUCUGCUCUUCGGGAGACUGUGGUGGAGGUGCCACAAGUUACCUGGGAAGAUAUUGGUGGUCUAGAAGAUGUAAAGAGAGAACUCCAGGAGCUUGUACAGUAUCCUGUGGAGCACCCAGACAAGUUCCUCAAAUUUGGUAUGACCCCAUCAAAAGGGGUUCUGUUCUACGGGCCACCUGGUUGUGGUAAGACACUGCUGGCCAAAGCCAUUGCCAAUGAGUGCCAGGCAAACUUCAUUUCCAUCAAGGGGCCAGAAUUGCUCACCAUGUGGUUUGGCGAGUCUGAAGCCAAUGUGCGCGAGAUCUUUGACAAGGCCCGCCAAGCAGCCCCUUGUGUGCUCUUCUUUGAUGAGCUGGACUCCAUUGCAAAGGCUCGAGGUGGGAAUAUUGGUGAUGGUGGUGGUGCUGCAGACCGCGUCAUCAACCAGAUCCUGACAGAGAUGGACGGCAUGUCCACCAAGAAAAAUGUCUUCAUCAUCGGUGCCACCAACAGGCCAGACAUCAUCGACCCAGCCAUCUUGCGCCCCGGCCGCCUGGAUCAACUCAUCUACAUCCCCCUGCCUGACGAGAAGUCCCGGGUUGCUAUUCUUAAGGCCAACCUGAGGAAAUCGCCAGUUGCCAAGGUAUGAUCUGCACCCUGACUGCAUCCGACUUGGGUUUGCUGUGUGCUGCAUGUGCUCCUCACAAGCU